Molecule: messenger RNA, 1327 nt
Organism: Chionomys nivalis (European snow vole)
Lineage: Eukaryota; Metazoa; Chordata; Mammalia; Rodentia; Cricetidae
Gene: Shd
Product: Src homology 2 domain containing transforming protein D
Exons: 7
Coding region: 233-1213 (326 amino acids)
Molecular function (GO): phosphotyrosine residue binding
Source: RefSeq, a predicted model, not a curated record
GGUGACGGACGGCGCCUCCCGCCCCGCGCCACAGCCAGCCGCGACCCUGCGCGAUGCUCAGGUCUCUCGCCCAAUCCCCUCCCGGCCCCGGUCCCAAGGGCGACUCGGUCCCCGCGCCGGUGUCCUCGUCCUCCGGGGCCGUGUCCGCCCCGAAGCGGCUGAAGGUCUGAGGACGAGCUGAGGAGCUCGCAUGGAAGCCCCGGUCUGACACCAGCCAAUUCCGGGGACACCCAUGGCCAAGUGGCUCCGGGACUAUCUGAGCUUUGGCGGCCGGAAGCCUCCGCCGCAGCCGCCCACUCCCGACUACACAGAGAGCGAUAUCCUUCGGGCUUACCGGGAGCAGAAGGACCUGGACUUCGAGGAUCCCUACGAGGACGCCGAUGGCCGCCCCGAGUCCGAGCCCGCAGGGCCGGUGGACUCCAAGUACGACUCUCCCAGGCACCGGCUGAUCAAAGUGGAGGCUGCAGACAUGGCCAGAGCCAAGGCCCUCCUGGGCAGCCCUGGGGAGGAGCCCGAAGCAGAUGCUGAGUACGCAGAUCCUUUUGACGCCCAGCCUCCGCUGCCAGGUCUGGAUGAUGGGUACAUGGAGCCCUAUGAUUCCCAGACGGGCUCGAGUGAACGGCCAAGCAGAGCUGUCCAGCUUUACGAUACUCCGUAUGAGGAUCAAGAUGCAGAGCCGGAAGAUGGAGCGACUUCUGGCCAGAGUCGUCUGCCCCUAGAGGAUGAGAGGCCAGCGGAUGAGUAUGACCAGCCUUGGGAGUGGAAGAAAGAUCAUAUCUCCAGGGCCUUCGCAGUACAGUUUGAUGGUCCUGACUGGGAGCGAACCCCAGGCUCGACCAAGGACGGCCGGAGACCGCAGCCUGCGGAGCGUGUGGAUGCGGCUCUGGCCCUGGAGAAGCAGCCGUGGUUUCAUGGCCCCCUGAGCCGUGCAGAGGCCGAGAACCUUUUGUCCCUCUGCAAGGAAGGCAGCUACCUAGUGCGGCUCAGUGAGACCAGGGCUCAGGACUGCAUCCUGUCCCUCAGGAGCAGUCAGGGUUCCAUGCACCUGAAGUUCGCGCGGACCCGGGAGAACCAGGUGGUGCUGGGCCAGCACAGCGGGCCCUUCCCCAGCGUGCCCGAGCUGGUCCUGCAUUACAGUGCCCGACCGCUGCCUGUGCAGGGCGCAGAGCACCUGGCGCUACUCUACCCUGUCACCGGCAGCCAGAGCCCCUGAGGGACCCUGCACACUGGCUCCAGGCCAGAGAGGGGACGAGGGACCCAUGACAGAGAGAGAGAGAGAGAGAGAGAGAGAGAGAGAGAGAGAGAGAGAGAGAGAGAGAGAGAGAGA